Drosophila elegans is the source of this 1063-nucleotide messenger RNA. Its product is annotated as antigen 5 like allergen Cul n 1. Bases 151 to 945 code for a protein of 264 amino acids. The record is from RefSeq and is a predicted model, not a curated record. The transcript has 4 exons. Lineage: Eukaryota; Metazoa; Arthropoda; Insecta; Diptera; Drosophilidae.
CCCCGAUCUCGGUGCUGUGAUCAUUCAAACGGAAACAUCCAAUAAAGACGGCCACGCUCAUUGGCCAGAAUCUGAUUGAAAGUGCCCCAAUCCUACUUAGUUUUAAAGAUUCAAUACAAAUUUGCUUUUUUUGAGUAGUAUAGAAACAAAAUGUCAGCUCUGAUCUGUGGAACUGUGUGUGCCUGCCUGGCCAUUUUUCAGCUUAUGCUGCAGUUGGUCCUGGCCAAGGACUACAGCUGGUGUGAUCCCGCUCUGUGCGAGAAUGGCGUCAAACACAUUGCCUGCCGAAAUACUGGACAAUUUGCCAGACGCUGCCAGCCGGACUCUGUCCAAGUGGACAUAAGCCGUCACAAGGGGGAUUUCCUGCAUGCCCACAAUAAAAGGCGAAACUUCCUGGCUUUGGGAAAAGUUCCGGGAUAUUAUCCGGCCGCAAGAAUGGCCACAAUGGUGUGGGACGAUGAGCUGCAAUACCUGUCCAUGCUGAACUCUCGCACCUGUAAGCUAGACCACGAUGAUUGCCACAACACCUACCGAUAUGCCAACGCCGGACAAAAUCUGUGCGCCGUGUGGCGUCCAAGAGAUCCGUAUGUGAAUGUGACCAGUUUGGUGGAGGAGUGCUUGGGCCUCUGGUUUAACGAGUACUCUCUGAUAGACAGCAGCUUUAUCGAUGCCUUUAAGGUCACCUCUAUUUUUGAGGACUACGGACACUUUGCGGAGAUGAGUGUGGACAAGAGUUUCGCACUGGGCUGCUCCAUCAUGAGAUUCACACGGCCCGACUAUCCCUCCGUCUACAUCUACAACUUCAUCUGCAACUAUGCCUCACUGUACGCCCUGGGAGCUCCUGUCUAUGAGACGGGCCAUCCGGCUUCUCGGUGCACCACGGGGAAGAGCAAAUUCUAUCCGGGACUGUGUUCCACUCGCGAAGUGUACGAUCCAAAUUGGUAAAUUGGUAAAAGGGAUCCCAGGGGGACUCCCUGCACUCAGGUACAACUGCCAAGAGUAUUUAGUAACACGUAGCCUUAGACCGAAUACAAAUACAAAAUAAAUGAUCGCAUCGAUUCCA